Molecule: messenger RNA, 1059 nt
Organism: Suricata suricatta (meerkat)
Lineage: Eukaryota; Metazoa; Chordata; Mammalia; Carnivora; Herpestidae
Product: melanoma-associated antigen D2
Exons: 5
Coding region: 57-725 (222 amino acids)
Biological process (GO): negative regulation of transcription by RNA polymerase II
Cellular component (GO): nucleus
Source: RefSeq, a predicted model, not a curated record
UGUCUCUACCUUGUUAUUUUCCUAGGACUAAGGAUUCACCAAAGCUGGGUCUCCUCAUGGUGCUUCUUAGCAUCAUUUUUAUGAAUGGAAAUCGUUCCAGUGAGGCUGUCAUCUGGGAGGUGCUGCGCAAGCUGGGGCUGCGUCCUGGGAUACAUCACUCGCUUUUUGGGGAUGUGAAGAAGCUUAUUACGGAUGAGUUUGUGAAGCAGAAGUACUUGGACUAUGCCAGAGUCCCUAAUAGCAAUCCCCCUGAGUAUGAGUUCUUCUGGGGCCUGCGCUCCUACUAUGAGACCAGCAAGAUGAAAGUCCUCAAGUUUGCCUGCAAGGUACAAAAGAAGGAUCCCAAGGAAUGGGCAGCUCAGUACCGAGAGGCGAUGGAAGCAGAUAUGAAGGCUGCUGCUGAGGCUGCAGCUGAAGCCAAGGCGAGAGCUGAGAUUAGAGCUCAAAUGGGCAUUGGGCUUGGCUCUGAAAAUGCUGCUGGGCCCUGCAACUGGGACGAAGCUGAUAUUGGACCCUGGGCCAAAGCCCGGAUCCAGGCGGGAGCUGAAGCUAAAGCCAAAGCCCAAGAGAGUGGUAGUGCUAGCUCUGGUGCUAGUGCCAGUGGUGGCUUCAGUGCCAGUGCCAGCCUGACUGCUACUCUCACAUUUGGGCUCUUCGCGGGCCUCGGUGGAGCUGGUGCCAGCACCAGUGGCAGCUCUGGUGCCUGUGGUUUCUCCUAUAAGUGAGAUUUCAGGUAUCUACUUAGACUGGGUUGGGACGGCUUGGGCCUAUGGGGUUGGGAUGAGGAACUGGCUGGUUAUAGGAAGGCCAAAGUUGCAGGACCAUAUGGAGCAUAUGGGGAAAAAAAACCCAUUGCCAUUUUAUUUCUUCCCUUUUGAUGGCUAUCAGUUGACUUUUUCAAUUUAUUUUACUUGUGUUUUCAGAUAUUCCUAAUCCCAGCAGUCUUUCUCUUCAAGCCAGGGUGUGUCCUCAGAAACCUAUUCAACACAGCACUCUAGGCAGCCACUAUAAAUCAAUUGAAGUUGACACGCUAUAUUAAAUCUAUUUGCCAUUUCUGAA